CUACGUACAAAAAAUACCGACCCAAACUCAAUACUACAUUUUUAUAAAACGACGUCUUUUAGACAGGCAUUUUUGUUUGAACCUCUGCCUGAAGUACUGUGGUAGUACCAUGGUACAAGUGGAGGAAAUAUCAUAUUAAAUUCCUUAUAAGUAUGCCAUAAUAUAAUGGUAUUUGCAAUUAUUAUGAUGAUAAAGUAUUUUAAAGAAAUGUAAAUUAUACUAUAUGUUGUACAUAGUAACAAAAAUAAAGGAACGGACUACAAAUUUACAUUGACAAUAUUUCUUAUUUAAAUUUAAUAAUUUAAUAACGCUUUUUACUUUCUAUCUUGUUAAAGACAAACAUUGUUAUGAUCAAAUCAAUCGGCAGCUCUCUCAGGUGCGAGGCGUUUGUUCUUCGCUCACGUUUCCCCUCGCGCUCUUUGAUUGGCUGGAAGGCGGACGCGUGUCGCUGAUUGGUUGAGAUUGUCCUGACAGGAAACUGACGGCGCGGUCAAAAGCGUUCAGCGCCUCAGUCCAAACGCGCAUUGAUGAUAACACAAGGCGAGCGCGCAUCUGCAUCAGGAGUUUUGUUUUUAUGUCGCUCUAGACAGCUUUAUUACUAUUGGAUAUUUUUUUUGUCUGUGUGAUUAAUUGGGGCAACGGGAAGCUAUUCCAAGUGGACUAACUCAGCAAAAGAAAAAUAAUCAUGCUGUGCGUUCGUGGCUCAGGCGACUGUUUCCGGGACCAGAUGCGCUACAUGAUGAGGUCUCUGCAGGAUCUGAAGCAGAUACGAGAACCCGCUGCCCAAUCGAAGUGCUCGUACGCGACUAGAGCCGGUCAAAAAAGGGCGCAGCAGCGGGAGCAGCUCAGUCGCCUGCAGAUCUCCGACGCCAGCGACGUCAGCACCUACGACUCGGCCUGCUGCCUGGCCAGUCCGCUGGAGGAAGAGGAGGACGAGGAGGCCGGGGUUGACCGUCUGCCUCAAGGCUCCCCGAGCAGCGUGAAAAGCCUGGACUUUGAUUCGGGAUACUCCGAAGCGUCGUGGCAGGACGAGGGCGUAGUGUUGAGGCGUACGAGGAACGUGCGCGUUUCAUCUUCGGCGUGUGUCCGCACCAACCGAAUCCGACCCAAGUCCACGUCUGACGCAUGCCUGGAGCGCUGGACGUCGUUUGAGGCCAGCGACCCAACGGACUGGACCACGUCUUUGUUAACCAGGGGCCGUAACAGGCAACCGCUGGUUCUCGGGGACAAUAGCUUUGCCGAUCUUAUUAAGAACUGGAUGGAUCUUCCAGAGUGCCCAGAUUCUGCAGAACUCAAGCCGAACGCCAGCCGCAAAAUAGCCAAGGACUUUCUGGUCAACAUGCGGCGGAAAUUGGCGGGCAUGUCAAAGGGAGUCGAGGAGAGGAAGGCUUGCACUAAACGCAUGUCUUGUCCCGUGGGAUUUCAAGCCCCCAAACCCUUCUUUCACCAGUCCCAUACAAGUUUGCACCAAUUGGGACCAGACUUUUACCAGUUCAGCGCUGUCAUGAAGUCGGGCAGUCGACAGCCUAUCAUAUGCAAUGACGUCAUUGGAUACAUCUGAUGUGUUCAUGACAACGGGCUCGAGUUUACUUUUUAAAAUGUGUAAUAUUGUUCUGUGUAUUAAUAAAUAUUGUAAUAAAUGCUUUUUAUAUAAGAA
Puntigrus tetrazona (Sumatra barb) is the source of this 1657-nucleotide messenger RNA. It is a transcript of the gene inka1b, whose product is annotated as inka box actin regulator 1b. Lineage: Eukaryota; Metazoa; Chordata; Actinopteri; Cypriniformes; Cyprinidae. The transcript is spliced from 3 exons. Gene Ontology annotation, molecular function: protein kinase binding; protein serine/threonine kinase inhibitor activity. Bases 686 to 1561 code for a protein of 291 amino acids. Gene Ontology annotation, cellular component: nucleus. The record is from RefSeq and is a predicted model, not a curated record.